This is a messenger RNA of Anastrepha obliqua, 2668 nucleotides long. Its product is annotated as beta-1,4-glucuronyltransferase 1. The record is from RefSeq and is a predicted model, not a curated record. Bases 279 to 1904 code for a protein of 541 amino acids. Lineage: Eukaryota; Metazoa; Arthropoda; Insecta; Diptera; Tephritidae. The transcript is spliced from 6 exons.
AUAUGUGCGCUGCUAAAUUGAAAGAAGCGCUAAACGAUUGCCUAAUAAAUUUCGAUUGUCGUGUACUAUUAACGGAUUUGAUAAAUGAAUACCAUAUGCCAAUUGAGGAAGUGUACUUUGUAGCUGACGGUCUGAUUUUACACCCUUCUAUUACUGCUGUUCAAAACUUUAUUGGGCAACAAAUCGUUUUCUUAGGCGGCGAGCACACACCAACAGGGUUUUCCUUCCAAUAACCACGUAACAACUAGUCCUAGUCCACUGCCGCACUGUAAUUUCAAAUGGUGCGUUUCGAUCCUUUAGGCCAGAAAAUGUUCACACGGCGCAAUUGGCUGCUCCGCUGUAGCAUACUCAUCAACAUUAUUGUCAUCCUCUACAUAUGCAGUCACGUCAUGAUAGGCAAUGGUAGCGGCUUUAAUGGAGGCGGCACAUUCUUUAUACAGGAACGAGGAGUGGAGCCCUCGAAUACGCAACUACCGAAUAAUGAGCCACUUGUAGGCGAUAAGCUACAAUCGGCACUGCCACUACCAGCCGCAUCUAGUGAUCUGCAACCGGCGCCGCCAGGGUCCAAUGAUUCUGGAGGCUCUAUAGCGGCGCCUGCUGCGCCAAGCGAAAUAGUCGCAUCACCUGCACAAAAUCACACGAGUAGCGUUUCCGGCAGUUCGGCAGCCGGUGCUCUGGUGGGUAAUAUUGGCGGCGGCACUCCAGAAGCAGCAGCAUUCAUGAAUAGUUCUAUUACCGAUGGCUAUAUUGUUACCGGUGAUGAAAAAGAUUUGAAUGAACGGCUAGAAACUCUACUGAAUUGUUACAAUCGUGACUACAAUCCAGAGGUUUUGCAGCGUGGUGACUUCUGGGUGCUCAAGAAUUACGUGCGCGCCGAUCAUGGCGCGUUAAAGUGCACCGAAACAAUCACAUACACAACGCAUGCCGAUUAUUCAUUUUUGGAUAAUCUGAUACCUUUGCUAGAACGUUGGAAUGCACCUGUGAGUAUUGCGUUGCACACACCUGGCACCGACUAUCAACCUACCGUUGACUCCAUAAAGUACCUGCGUGAUUGUCUGCCUGAAAGUCAUUUGGUACGCGCUUUUGCCACAUUUCACCUCUACUUUAGCACGAAACACAUACCUAAGCAAGUGAUGAAACAGGCGGAUGUGCUCAAGACGCCCUAUAAUUGCACGAUACCACCCCCCUACUUCAAUAUUAGUUCCGGCCAUUUAUAUAAGUCACAAAAGAAACUAUUGUACCCGGUGAAUGUGGGCAGAAAUAUAGCGCGCGAUGCCGCCCUAACACACUUUAUACUAGCCUCAGACAUUGAGUUGUAUCCAAAUCCAGGUUUAGUGAAAAAAUUUCUCGAAAUGAUUGCGCGCAACGAAGCAUAUCUGCGCCGUAAAGCGCCAAGAGUUUUCCCGCUGCCCAUUUUCGAGGUGGAAGCCAAUGUAUCUGUGCCACACGACAAAACCGAAUUGCAAGAGUACUUGCGCACCGGCAAAGCGAUACCCUUCCAUAAGCGCGUAUGCGCCAGUUGUCAUGGCGUACCACAGUCCAAAGAGUGGAUGGCCGCCAAUGAGACAGAGGAACUGAGUGUCUUCCACAUAGGCAAACGUACUGGAUACUUUAGGCAUUGGGAGCCGAUUUAUAUUGGAACGAAUGCGGAUCCGCACUAUGAUGAACGGCUGAGUUGGGAGGGAAAAAGUGAUAAGAUGACGCAGGGUUAUGCGCUCUGUGUAUUAGACUACGAGUUCCAUAUUUUGGACAAUGCCUUCCUCGUGCACAAACCAGGCAUCAAAGUAAUACAAAAAGAUAAACGACGUGCCAUGUUGGCGGGUAAAACGAAUCAACUAAUAACCAAAAUCAUUUAUCCGGAAUUGAAGAUAAUGUAUGGCGUGCGACAGGGUUGCAAUGUAUAGUAACUAAUAAAUUGGCAAAAAAGUUGAAAAACUUUUUUAAGCUAUAAUAAGAAUGGAAUUAAAAGACUACUACUACAAUUCAAAAUACUACUUUUUUAAGACGAAAAGUGUUAAAGCGAAAUAUUAUCGAUGGAGAUAUAAAAAAUAUAUAUAUUUAGAUAUUUGCCAGCAUAUUCAUAGUUAAUUACGAUUAGUAAUUAUCAAUUAGCAGCGUCGAUUCGAGCCAACGCAUUGUAAAUGUUUUUUAUAGAAUGCCUUUUUGAUUUCCAUUACGUUUUUGUUUAAAGUUGGAACCUCAAAAAUAUUUUUGUAUCGUAAAAAUAAGUGAUAACAGUGUCACAAAAAAUAACAUCUAGAUAAUAUCACAUGUGUAUGUAUGCUUAAAAUUGUCUUUGCUCCAUGGCAUUGUUGUAUGAAAAAGAUUUGUAAGAUUUAAAUGUGCGUAAAAAUGCAAAUUAACUUUACUUUUAUCACUUACAAUACUAUGUAUGUACUAUUUUUUAAAUUAUAUAUGUUUGUAACACAUAUACAUGUAUACAUAUACCAUAUGUGUGUACCUACAUUUGUAAUAUUUCAUUUAAAAACAAAUUGAACGUAUUAUAAUAUUUGUAUUGUAGUUUUUAACACCCGUGCGCACGUAUGAAGCAAAACUUAAGAAAAAUGCAAACAAGGAAAAAAAAAAUUCUUAAAAAUAAAAUGUAAAAAAUUGUAAAAACGAAAAUACGUUUAAAAUUAGAAAAAGGCAAAAUAAAGAAAAAUUUAGA